Neodiprion fabricii is the source of this 1617-nucleotide messenger RNA. RefSeq names its product high mobility group B protein 6. The coding region runs from base 830 to 1459 and encodes 209 amino acids. The record is from RefSeq and is a predicted model, not a curated record. NCBI's taxonomy places the organism in Eukaryota, Metazoa, Arthropoda, Insecta, Hymenoptera, Diprionidae. Gene Ontology annotation, molecular function: transcription cis-regulatory region binding. The transcript is spliced from 4 exons.
GAAACGAUAUAACAUUCAGUUGGUCAGAAAGCAUAAUUCAGUCAUUUAUAUACAAAUAUUCCAGAUUUUGAAAUGGGCAUAAAUUCAACGAAUUUUAAAGUGUUUUAGAUUUAAAUUUCAAACUGAUGAAUUCUGUUCAAUUUUUAAAUUGGAGAGUUAUAAAUUUUUUACUCAUUUCGAUACCAGGACGUAACAGCUUGCUGACAUUGUCUUACAAUUAGCAAAUUGAACUCAAAUUCAAGUACAUAAUACGGAUAAAAAUAUUUUCGCUACAGUAUACAUGCAUAGAUAAGUAAAUAAUUGCGAUUGCAAGUAUAACAGCGAAAGAAUAGCAGACAGCACAGAGGGUUCUACUGUUUCACAACAGUUGUGCGUUUAAGUCUGCAUCAUCGACAAUGUUUACGCUAGAAAACAUACAGUGCCAUCUCACGCUGAUUUGUCGAUAACAAAAAUAAAAAAGAAUAAAAAAAAAACAAAAAAUUGAGAAGGAUCUCGGAUGAUAACUUGUGUCUUCGAGGAACUAUCAACAAUGUCAGUGAUGUAAUUUUGCCUUCAAUAAAAUAUUGACAACAUUAGAUAAAGUCAAGAAUGUGAUAAAAUAUUUUUGUAAAAAGUUUCGUCAAGAUAAUCGAGCGUCAAGUAUUUAUUGUUACAUUGAAAAAAAAUUAACGCAAACCUAACUAAAACUUCUUGGCAAGUAUUGUGAGAAUUCUAACCUCAAAAUCAAAAUAUUUCUGACGAAAAAUAAGAUUGAAAGACAAGACGAGAGUAAUACGGGAAUGAAAAUUUGAAUAAUACUUAAAAAUACGCGGUUUUCUACGUAACGAGAAUGAUGUCUGACGAAUCUGAAUAUGAAAUGGAGACAGAGGAGUACGAUGUCUAUAAGCGAAAAUAUCAACUUCUACUCGAAAGAUGCGAAAUUUUACAACAGGACAAUGAAAGACUUGUAUAUCGGAUUCAGAAAGUGAGAAAACUUUUGAGGCGGACCCGAAAAGAAAAAAAAUUUUUAAUCGGUCGAUUAGAUCAGCACGGAGAUAAAUGGCGCGAAGCUCCGAUGGGGGUCUUAGAAGAAAAUAGCGUGUCUCAAGCGACACCCAAGCAAGAGAAAGGCUCAAAAUCUACCGCCAAUCAUCAGAAAGAAGAUAAACCAAAGAAAGUGACAAAGCGGAAAGGAGGCAAGGCAGAUCCAAAUGCUCCAAAGAGACCUGCUAAUCCAUUCUUCCAAUUCUGUCAAGAACAAAGACCAAGAGUCAUGGAAAGACUAGCCGGGGAACCAGAACCUAGCAAACAAGAACUUACCAGGCAAUUGGCAACAACCUGGAAAUCGCUCACCUCAGAGGACAAAAAGGUUUACUACGACAUGUACGAGCGUUCGAAAGAAAAGUACGUUGCGGAAAUGCAAAUUUAUAAUAAGAAGUCCGAGGACGCACCACCUCAAAUGCCGUUGAAUAUAACUUGAGAAUGUUCAUUUUUUUUUUUUCCAUCAAAUCUAAUCUUUAGACAAGUCUAUUUCUAGAUGAAAUGUUGAAUACUUCAACCCCUUGUAUUAUAUUCCAAGUAUUCAAUUGUACAGAUAGCAUAAGGUUUGUUUCAAUGUUUAAUGUAAAAUUGACACAG